Eruca vesicaria subsp. sativa (arugula) is the source of this 1353-nucleotide messenger RNA. Lineage: Eukaryota; Viridiplantae; Streptophyta; Magnoliopsida; Brassicales; Brassicaceae. The record is from the annotation of a GenBank genome assembly.
AUGGUGAUGGAAGAGACAUCAAAAACGACGUCGCCUAACUCAGUGGUAUCUGAGUUUGAAGGAACACUACUAAAGAGCAAUGAUCCAUUCUCUUACUUCAUGCUCCUUGCCUUUGACGCAUCUGGUGUGAUCCGUUUCACCAUCUUGCUGUUUCUUUGGCCAGUAACCACACUCCUCAACGUUUUCAGCUACAAAGACGCAUCUCUCAAGCUCAUGAUCUUUAUAUCAACGGCUGGUCUCCGCGAGUCAGAUAGCGAGCUGGUAGCUAGAGACGUCCUCCCCAAGUUCUACAUGGAUGAUUUGAGCAUGGACACGUGGAAGGUUUUGAGCUCGUGCAAGAAAAGAAUCGUGGUGACUAGGAAGCCUCGAGUUAUGGUGGAGAGGUUCGCUAAGCAGCAUCUUAAUGCUGAAGAGGUCAUCGGUACAGAGCUAAUCGUGAACCGGUUCGGUUUGUCACCGAAGCCUCAUCUAGGUCUUGGCAGACGACCUGCUUUGUCGGAUUCUACAACAUUCUUAUCGUUAUGUGAGGAGCAAAUUCAUGAACCGGUUCAGUGGAACAACCAAGUCGAGGUGCAGCCGCCCAAACCGGUAAUCUUCCACGAUGGAGGCCUCAUGAAGCGACCAACACCAGCCACGGCUCUCACCAUCCUUCUCUGGCUCCCAUUUGGAAUCAUUCUCGCAAUGAUAAGGAUCCUUGGUGCGUUCAUUGUCCCAAUGUGGCUCAUGCCUUAUGUCAUUAGCUUAUCAUUUUGCCGAGUCACCGUGAAGGGCAAGCCUCCGCCUAAGGCUGCAAACUCUGGUGGUGUGCUCUUUGUAUGUAGCCACAGAACUAUGAUAGAUCCGCUUGUGAUAUCUUAUACCCUCGGACGUAGCAUCCCUGCCGUUCUAAUAUCCGACCUCUCGCGGUUUUAUGACAUUUUGAGUCCUGUCCCUAUUGUACGGUUCAUCAGAAACCGUGAUGUUGAUGGGGCAAAGAUGAAGCAAGAGCUAGACAAGGGAGAUCUAGUGGUCUGUCCCGAAGGAUCCAUUUGUUAUCAACCUUUCGUGCUAAGGUUUAGCGCUAUGUUCGCGGAAUUAACAGACAGAAUAGUGCCUGUGGCGAUUAAUUGUAGAUUUGGAUUCUUCCAAAGGCCUCUAAGAAGUUGGAAUGGUCUCUACUUGAUCUUCUUAUUCAUGAACCCGACACUGGACUACGAGAUUACGUUCCUUGACCAGCUUCCGUUCGAGGCCACUUGUUCAUCCGGCAAAACCCCAUACGACGUUGCAAACCAUGUUCAGCGAAUCUUGGCAGAUACGUUAGGGUUCGAGUGUACUAACCUCGGGAGAAAGGCUAAGUACAAUGUUCUCACUUGA